This is a messenger RNA of Parascedosporium putredinis, 444 nucleotides long. NCBI's taxonomy places the organism in Eukaryota, Fungi, Ascomycota, Sordariomycetes, Microascales, Microascaceae. The record is from the annotation of a GenBank genome assembly.
AUGUCUUCUAACCUGUUUGAUUCCCAGGCCUCGACCAACUACAAGGAAGCUUUCGCCCUAUUCGAUAAGCGAGGCACUGGCCGUGUCCCCGUUGAUAGCCUCGGCGACCUCCUCCGCGCUUGCGGUCAGAACCCUACCCUCUCCGAGAUUCGCGAUCUAGAGAAGAAUGUUGGUGGCGAGUUCGAUUUCGAGACUUUCCAGCGCGUGCUUAACCGACCUGGCGGCUUCCGCGAUCCUGGCGAGCCGGAUGAGUACUGCAGAGGUUUCCAGGUCUUUGACAAAGAUAUGACGGGCUUUAUUGGCGUGGGCCAGCUCAAAUACAUCCUCACCAACCUUGGCGAGAAGAUGAGCGAGGAGGAGGUUGACGAGCUUCUCAAGGCCGUUGACACCAGCUCUGGCCAGGUCAACUAUACCGAACUUGUGCGGACGAUCCUCGCCAACUAA